CUCUCGUUUAUACCUCAAGUCAGUGACAGACGGUUGGACAGGAGUGUCCACACCUGGGGAGUGGAGAGGAAGCAGUCCCCUGUGAUUGACCCUCUCCUGUGACACGUGGCCUCAGAGGCUGCGGGUCACGGAACCUGGGUCCAGCAUUCUGGUUCUGAGGAGGCAGAACCUCCAUUGUACUUGACGCAGGGGCCCCUGGUGGCUGGGCGUGACAUGGACCUGCGGGAGGGGUCGUUCCUGUGGUACCUGUACCUGGACAAGGUGUACUGCUUGCUGUCUGUGAGGAACGUGAAGGCUUUGGUGGAGUAUUUCCACAUCCUCGAUGUGCACCACAAUGACACCAUGAACGAUGUGCUGUUUUAUCACUUUCUCCACCACGUGACCAAGUUGAAAUCGAGACAGAUCAGGAUUGUGUUUGACAUGCUGGACUGGAUGGCCGUGGGUGAGAUUGGUUUUGACCAAUUCUACGUGUUGGUUUGCAUCCUGCUGUCGCACCAGAACCAUUUGGGAGAACAAUUUUUGUAUCGCCAUUCCCGGCCUGUUUUUGACCUGCUUGACCUGGACGGGGAGAUGAAUAUUGAGGCAGCCAACUUCCAGAUGUACAGAUUUCUCUUCAAUAUUAAAAAGCAGGAGCUCAGAGAGCUCUUCCAUGACUUUGACGUCACAGGUGACUGUCGUCUUAAUUACAAGGAAUUUAAGCUGUAUACUAUCUUUUCUACCGACAAAGCCCGGGAGAAGCAGAGAAUAGGGAAAGUGGAAGAGGAAGGGGAAGAGGAGAAACAAGAGAAAGAGAAAAUGAAACUGAAAUCUCUGCUCAUAAAGAAAAUGUUGAAACACGUUGGUGUGAGCCAAAAAAGCCUGUUGGACAGAAUAAGAUCCAAAAGCAGACAGCAGUCAUUAAAAUUGUAG
This is a messenger RNA of Castor canadensis (American beaver), 909 nucleotides long. RefSeq names its product EF-hand calcium binding domain 9 (gene Efcab9). Lineage: Eukaryota; Metazoa; Chordata; Mammalia; Rodentia; Castoridae. The record is from RefSeq and is a predicted model, not a curated record. Gene Ontology annotation, molecular function: calcium ion binding; calcium ion sensor activity. Gene Ontology annotation, biological process: sperm capacitation; flagellated sperm motility. Gene Ontology annotation, cellular component: sperm principal piece; cytoplasm.